UUAAGCAAACUUUUUUUUUAUAUUGAGCUUAUUUCCAAGGGUGUGGUAACUAAAGUGUUUAGAUUAUGAACUGAAAGGGUCUUAGAUUCAAAUCUUGAUGAAGACUUAGAUUUUGAAUUUUGGGAAUCCACACAGCUCUGAUGGGUACCUGACAUUAGUUUGGGAAAGUACAGGUAGUUGGAUAUUGUGCUAGCCACGAUACCCUUAUUAACCAGUGGCCAAAGAAACAGAUGAGUUUGAGUUUUUGAGUUUAGGCACAUCUGCACAAUUUAGGCCAUGUCGUGCCCAUAAUCCUUUAAGGAUCGCUCUCCCUUUACAUAAUCUGCCCUAUGUAAUCCCAAGAUCUAAAUGGUGUAUUUUUUGUUAAUUUCUAUAUGUCACAGAUUACAUUAUAGAAUUGUUUGUACAUUUCACUUUUGAAAGUAAUAUAAGCCCUCGACAUGAGUCUCGGGAUUUAAUCCUCAAAUUUAGACACUUGACAUCCAAGUCAGGAUUUACCCAAGGGGCGUAAUUAGUAUGUUUGAAAUCUAUUGGUUGAUUUGAAUUUAAACAAAGACAUUUUUGAAAGGAGUUAGCGCCAGAGAAUUGGCGGUAGUAAAAGUUAGUCGAUAAAAUAAUGGCCUGGUAGCUAGUCACGUUUCUAAGAGCUCUGAUCUAAAGCCUUUGUAAUAUGUUCCAUAUUCAUUGAUUUGUAAUUUGUACAUAAACUGUACUUACGUUGUAUUUAAUAAAGUUCCAGAGUUUUGUUUUAUCAAAGAAUCGUCGAUUGUCAUUCUAGAUCGUCAUUUUUGUUAACUAUUGAAUUCAAGUAAAAUCCCCGGCAUAACAACACAUCAUAACAUCGUGCAUGUUGUUACAUCUGGCACAAGUGUUGUUACAUAUGGCACUCUCCGACGAAUAAAAGUUCAUGGACAACUUUUAACGAAAUUUAUUCAAGAUUUAGGACCAAUUUCUAAACUCUUCAAAGGAACUUCAUUCUUAUUUAACGGAGGACAGAAUUUCUGUGUUUAACAGGUCAGUUGGUUAUCGAUAAUUCUUUUAUAAAGAUUUUCGUUAGAGUUAUGUCUAACUCACGAAAUCUAUUAUUAUAUGUAAUUGGCAAAAGGAGUAAGACCAAUAUACAUAAUAACUGGCAAUAAAAAAGACCAGUAAAGCAAAUAACUGGCAAUAUAAAAGACCAGUAAAGCAAAUAACUGGCAUUAUAAAGAAGACCAGUAAAGCAAAUAACUGGCAUUAUAAAGAAGACCAGUAAAUAAUCAUUUGUGCAGCACAAAGUAAACAGAAGACCAGAUUUAACCAACUGUUAAACCAGUAAAAAGUACAUCGGCUCAAUAGAUCUAUAUAUUCAAUCAUACGACUCCAGUAACUACAAGUCUACUGUCAAGAAUUUAUUAGCAAAUUGAGGCUUCAAGAACUUUUUCAUUAUAUUAUUAUUAUAUCUGAGAUAAAGCCAAAAUCCAGAUAUUGAACAUUUUGCUCCAAUACAAGAAACUAACAAAAAAAUUAAAUAUGGCUUCCAGUGCUAGAACACAACGAUUCUUCGAAUUAAUAGAAUUAGCCAAAGAAAAGCAUAUCCCAAAACCAGACCAGUGGCAGUGGGCAGAGAAACAAGAAGAAAAAGAAUACCAAGAGCAAGAAUCUGAAAAACGCAUGCAAUUAGAAGAAAAAAAAUUGCAAGACGCCGAAAAACAAAGGCAAGAAUCUGAAAAACGCAUGCAAUUAGAAGAGAAAAAAUUGCAAGACGCCGAAAAGCAAAGACAACAUGAAAAAGAAAAAAUGGAAUUCGAAAGGCAAAAUAAAGAAAGCAUUCCAAUUCAAGGUCACUCAAGUAUGUUUGACAAAUACAGAUUAAUGAACAAAAUAUCGGCUUUCAACGAAAACAUUGACAAUAUGGAUUCGUAUCUCAUAAGAUUUGAAGAAAUAGCUACAACAUCCGGUCUACCUGAAGCACAUUGGUCGAGCUCACUCCUUACCCUCUUGACUGGCAAAGCUGUCAACAUUUGCUCACAACUGUCCAUCAAUGAACGCAGCACUUACUCUGAUAUCAAGGAAGCUCUACUGCGCCAAUACGGAGCAACUUCAGCCAACUAUAGAAAGAAAUUCUAUAAUGAAAGGCCACAGCAAAAUGAUGAUCCUCAAAUUUUUGUAGCUAAUAUGUCAAUGUGGUUUGAUAGAUGGGUAUCCAUGGCCAAAAUAGAAGAAAGUUACCAAGCUCUUCGUCAGCAUAUUAUUAUCGACAACAUCACCCACGCUCACUCAGAAGAUAUUCAAUCCUACAUUAUAGAGAGAAAUCCUACUGAUAUCCAGUCAUUAACCAAGAUCAUCAGACAAUAUAGAGCAGCCUAUCCAAACAAGUCAGUCAAACCAUCUGUUGAAGAAAAUUUUGUCUGCUUUGCUCAAGACAAAAAUGCAAGAUAUAAGUCAGAUGACAAAGUCAAAUGCAACAAAUGUCAUAAACUAGGGCAUUUCACGUCUCAAUGCCGCAGCAGAACCACAGAAUGUUCAUAUUGCCAUAAAAAGGGUCACCAAACUCAUGAAUGUUGGAAAAAACAGGCAGUCUCCAAAAAUCAAAAUUUUGAUAGACCCACAUCACCAACUCAAAGAUACAGCAAUAGAGAGCAAUACAAUCUCAACAAAACACCUGGAAAUAAUAAACCAGAUAACAAACCUCGCUACAGAAGUCAUUCACAGGACUCCAGACCACAAUAUAUGCCAAACAGAAGCUCAUAUAACAGAAGCUAUUACAAUGAGCACUCAACUAUGACAGUCAUUGCAAAGUCCAAUGGUCUCAAAUUUUAUCCAGGCUUUGUAGGAGACAAGAAGGUGGAAGUUCUUCGUGACACCGGAAGCACGUCCACAUUAGUACAUGAACGCUUCGUACACGCAAACCGUUUCACAGGCAACCACGUCCAAGUCACUGCAUUCAACGGAACUGUCAGCAAGUUACCUGAAGCCAUCAUUUAUGUUACUACACCAUUCUUCAGUGGUCAAACAAAAGCAUUAGUAACACCCAAUCUACCAGUGGACCUAAUCAUUGGAAACAUAGAAGGAGUUAAAGAAUGCACUCCUCAAGAACUUGCUGAAUGUACAAAUGCCAUACAGCAAGGUCAAAAAUGUUUGGCAGUAAUGACAAGAUCCAUGUCCAGACAAGAACAUUUGGCACCUGAACAAGUUAGCCAAAAUAAUCACAUGGCUACCUCAGUUACUCAAGUUAUGCAGAAUGCAACACAACCAGUUACUAGUCCAGUAGCCAGCAAUAAUCAAGAACAUUCAACAUGGACACCCCCAGUUACAUCAAGCCCAUCCCUACCGGUCAUAAGUCCACCUCCAAUUCCCGAAUGUCCAUUGUUGAACUUUGAAGAACAAGACGACAUGCCCAGAGUCUCUAACAAUGAUACAAGAACUCUAACUGGCCAAACUGAAGUCAAUCAAGACAAGUCUCAUGAACCAGAAGCAGAUACUUAUAUUCAAUCAACUUUGGCUAUACCAGACAAAAGAAAAACUAUGCAACUUGACUCUAACACUCAUACAAGUAUUCCUCAUUUGAAAGAAUGUGAGUCAACUCAAGAAGCCAUUACAACCAUGAACAUUGGAAGUCAAAGAAUAUUACAUGAACACAUGAAAUCAAGAUAUUUUGCUCAAGGAGAUCAAGUCAAUUUACUGUUACCAGAUUGGAGUAACAAGCUGUUCUACAAAUGGCAAGGUCCAUUUACCAUCACCAGAAAGAUUUCCAACCUGCUUUAUGAAAUCAAUGUCAACAAGUUUACCAGAGUAUUUCAUGUUCAUAUGUUUGAACAUUACCAUGAAACAGAUAAUGAAGACAUCAAAGCAGAAGUUGAACAUUUUACAAGCUUAGCAACUAUUCCUGAGGAAGAAGAAACAUCAUCAACACCCAUUCCUGAGAUAGAUGUUUCAUUACCGACAUCAAAUUACAUUGACAUUCCCAAGGUCAUCACUCUGGAUGACAUAGCACUACAGAAAGUGAAGGACACUAAAGUGUUUCCAGACCAUGCAGAUUUCUUUACCGGUGUUUCUGAAACAUUCCCAGUACUGCAAUUUGAAAACAACUCAGAGAGCAACAACAUUGACAACACCAAGUUUCAUCCUCCUUCUACUCAAGGGGCAACUUUUCUUCAGAAAGGAACAAAUGAACUUCUUCAACAUUACUGUAUUGACCGAUUGAACUCAGACAUGUUCAGUCAUUGCUCUAUUGAACAUUCUAAUGCAAAGCAUUCUGCUACCAUUGUUCUACAGCGUCAAAGUUCAUCAACCAGAAAAUUGAGUUUUGGUUUCGGACAGUUCUUAUUUUCACCAAACUCAAACGCGGUUCAAUCAGACAUUAUCUGUGAGUUCAAUAUGACAUGGAGACAACAGCUUCAUAAACUGAAAGACAUUUUCUUCAAGUUUAGAAAACGCGUACACACAUCCAUGACGGCAACUCAGAAGGGUUAUGAACUUCACACUUACAUUUUAUAUAUGUACUAUACCAUAUUUAGUGUCACUUGAUCCAUUAUCAUUCAUACUCGUCAAGGAAGAACAUUAUCCAGUUAUAUUUAAUUAAUAAAUUAAUUUGUUUACUCACUUUUUCCACAGGAGUUCUAUAUCAGAUAUUGUAUUGAUUUCAGCACCAAGCAACCCACUGAGGAAGGUCACUCAUUCAAGAUACUUUUUUAAUUAUGUUUCAGCAUCUUUGCAUAUGACAUGCAUCAGACAUUUUAAUUUUUAAAUCAUGAGUAUUUUAUUUCAGGUAUAUUAUUAUUGCAUAUAUCCUAUUAUGAUAGUACAGAUACAUGACAGACAAUUGGAAUUUUUCAUUGCUUCACACAUGUUGAGAUUUAUAUCACAUUGAGUAUUAUUAUUCAGAAGAUUGUCAUGUACUAUCACAAUUAUUUUUUCUAUGUCAAUUUUUCAUAUGCAAUAUAUUUUUUUCCAUGUACACAAUUUCACAAAUGAGUUAUAAUGUCAUAUUUUAAUUUCAUCAUGAAGCUUCAUAACUUAUUCAAUUCAAGAUUUAUGCUUUGUACAACUUUUGAUAUUGUUCAUGACAAGCAUUGUCUCAUUUUCAUAACCACUUGAAUAGUGAGACAGGUAUUCAAAGUCAUCAAUAAUUGUAUUCACUGCAUUUACAUUUUUUAUUAUUGUUGUUAUCUCCAAGUUGACUUUAUUUUGUCAUAUGUUACCUCAACCAUUUUUCUAUAGUUUCAUGUAUGGUAUUUUAUGUAUACAUAUGAGCAUUUCUAUUACCAUACAAAUGCUAAAUGGAGAGGGGGGUAAUAUGUCACAGAUUACAUUAUAGAAUUGUUUGUACAUUUCACUUUUGAAAGUAAUAUAAGCCCUCGACAUGAGUCUCGGGAUUUAAUCCUCAAAUUUAGACACUUGACAUCCAAGUCAGGAUUUACCCAAGGGGCGUAAUUAGUAUGUUUGAAAUCUAUUGGUUGAUUUGAAUUUAAACAAAGACAUUUUUGAAAGGAGUUAGCGCCAGAGAAUUGGCGGUAGUAAAAGUUAGUCGAUAAAAUAAUGGCCUGGUAGCUAGUCACGUUUCUAAGAGCUCUGAUCUAAAGCCUUUGUAAUAUGUUCCAUAUUCAUUGAUUUGUAAUUUGUACAUAAACUGUACUUACGUUGUAUUUAAUAAAGUUCCAGAGUUUUGUUUUAUCAAAGAAUCGUCGAUUGUCAUUCUAGAUCGUCAUUUUUGUUAACUAUUGAAUUCAAGUAAAAUCCCCGGCAUAACAACACAUCAUAACAUCGUGCAUGUUGUUACAUCUGGCACAAGUGUUGU
Messenger RNA from Biomphalaria glabrata, 5776 nucleotides. RefSeq lists its product as uncharacterized. The transcript has 2 exons. Gene Ontology annotation, molecular function: nucleic acid binding; zinc ion binding. Lineage: Eukaryota; Metazoa; Mollusca; Gastropoda; Planorbidae. The record is from RefSeq and is a predicted model, not a curated record. The coding region runs from base 1510 to 4506 and encodes 998 amino acids.